This is a messenger RNA of Sporothrix brasiliensis 5110, 3483 nucleotides long. Its product is annotated as N-acetyltransferase 10. Gene Ontology annotation, biological process: rRNA acetylation involved in maturation of SSU-rRNA. NCBI's taxonomy places the organism in Eukaryota, Fungi, Ascomycota, Sordariomycetes, Ophiostomatales, Ophiostomataceae. Gene Ontology annotation, molecular function: tRNA binding; 18S rRNA cytidine N-acetyltransferase activity; ATP binding. Gene Ontology annotation, cellular component: nucleolus; 90S preribosome. The transcript has a single exon. Bases 1 to 3483 code for a protein of 1160 amino acids. The record is from RefSeq and is a predicted model, not a curated record.
AUGUCUCGAAAAGCCGUCGACGCCCGCAUCCCGACGCUCAUCCGCAAUGGCGUCCAGAGCAAGAAGCGCAGCAUCUUCGUCGUCGUCGGCGAUCGCGCAAAAGACGUAAUCGUGCACCUGCACUACAUCAUGUCCAGCAUGGAUGUCGCCAGCGGAAGCUCCUCCUCGGCCGGUGUCACGCCCAGGAACAAGUCUGUCCUCUGGGCCUACAAGAAGAAGCUGCUCGACUUUACGAGCCACCGCAAGAAGCGCGAGGCCAAGAUCAAGAAGGAGGUCAAGCGCGGUGUUCGCGAGGCCAACACCAACGACCCCUUUGAGCUGUUUGUGACGCUCCAUGACAUUCGCUAUGUCUACUACAAGGAGACGGACAAGAUUCUCGGCAACACCUACGGCAUGUGCAUCCUGCAGGACUUUGAGGCCCUGACCCCCAACAUGCUGGCCCGCACCGUCGAGACCGUCGAGGGCGGCGGCCUGGUCGUGCUGCUGCUCAAGAGCAUGACCAGUCUGCGCCAACUCUACACCAUGACCAUGGACGUCCACUCGCGCUACCGCACCGAAGCCCACACCGACGUCGUGCCGCGCUUCAACGAGCGCUUCAUCCUGUCGCUCGGCGGCUGCGACGCCUGCCUCGUUAUCGACGAUGAGCUCAACGUGCUGCCCAUAUCGCAGGGCAAGGAGGUCAAGCCGCUGCCACCCCCGAGCGACGACGACGACGACGACGAGGAUGGCGGUGGCGAGGGCGGCUCGCGUUCCGAAAACACGCGCAAGCUCGCCGAGCUCAAGGACUCGCUGAGCGACACCCCACCCAUCGGCAGCCUUGUGCCCCUCGCCCGCACUCUCGACCAGGCCCAGGCCCUCCUGACCUUCACCGACGCCCUCGCCGAGAAGUCCCUGCAGGGCACCGUGGCGCUGACGGCCGCCCGCGGUCGCGGCAAGUCGGCCGCCAUGGGUGUUGCAGUGGCUGCCGCUGUGGCGCACGGCUACGCCAACAUCUUCAUUACAUCGCCCUCCCCCGAGAACCUCAAGACCCUCUUCGACUUUGUCUUCCGCGGCUUCGAUGCCCUCGGCUACCUCGACCACGUCGACUACACCAUCAUCCAGUCCACCAACCCGGACCUCGCCAACAAGCCCGUUGUCCGCGUCAACAUCCACCGCAACCACCGCCAGACCAUCCAGUACAUCCGUCCCCAGGACGCUCACGUUCUGGGCCAGGCCGAGCUGCUGGUUAUUGACGAGGCCGCCGCCAUCCCGCUGCCGCUUGUGCGCAAGCUCAUGGGCCCGUACCUCGUCUUCAUGGCGUCCACCAUUAACGGGUACGAGGGUACCGGUCGUUCGCUGUCGCUCAAGCUGAUCAAGCAGCUGCGUGAGCAAUCGCGUGGCGGCAGCAGGCCCGCGUCCAAGGACAGCAAGACCGCCGUGGCUGACCGCUCGACGGGCCGCGCCGCCAAGGUGCAAGAUCCCUUCGACUACCAGGGCGGUGGCCUCGGUGGGGCGCGGACGUUGCGUGAAAUCACAUUGUCGGAGCCCAUCCGCUACGCCCAGGGCGACGCCGUCGAGAGCUGGCUCAACACCGUGCUGUGCCUCGACGCCAAGUUGCCGCGUGCCCAGGGCGGCAGCCCAGCGCCGUCGUCGUGCGAGCUCCUGCAGGUGAACCGCGACACCCUCUUCUCCUUCCACGCCGUGUCCGAGCGCUUCCUCCAGCAAAUGGUUGCCCUCUACGUCUCCAGUCACUACAAAAACACGCCCGACGACCUGCAGCUGAUGAGCGACGCCCCCGCCCACGAGCUUUUCGUGUUGGUGCCGCCCAUCUCCGAGGACAGCAGCCGUCUGCCUGAGCCGCUCUGUGUUAUCCAGGUGGCGCUCGAAGGCCGCAUCAGCCGCGAGAGCGUGCUCAAUGCCCUCAGCCGCGGUACGCGCCCUGCGGGUGACCUGAUCCCCUGGCUCGUGAGCCAGCAGUUCCAGGACGACGGCUUUGCGUCGCUGUCCGGCGCACGCAUUGUCCGCAUCGCCACAAACCCCAACUACGUGCGCAGCGGAUACGGGGCGCGCGCUUUGGAGCUGCUGUGCGACCACUACGGCGGCAAGUUUACGAACCUGUCGGAGGCGGACUUGGACAUCCUCGAGAACCACGGCGCGUCUGCGACCAUGAAGCGCGUGACCGACGCGGAGCUGGCGCAGACCUCGCUGCUCGAAGACGACAAUGUCAAGGUGCGCGACAUCCAGUCGAUGCCGCCGCUGUUUUCGCGCCUGUCCGAGAGCCGGCCGCCCGCACUGGACUACGUUGGUGUCAGCUACGGCCUGACGGGCGAACUGCUCAAGUUCUGGAAGCGCGCCUCGUUUGCACCCGUGUACCUGCGCCAGACGGCCAACGAGCUGACGGGCGAGCACACGUGUGUGAUGCUGCGGCCGCUCGAGUCCAGCGCCACGAGCGGCGACGCUUCGUGGCUGGGCGCCUUCUCGCGCGACUUCCACCGGCGCUACCUGUCGCUGCUGUCCUUCCAGUUCCGCGACUUUAGCUCUGUGUUUGCGCUGAGCAUCAGCGAGGCCGCGCGCAUUGGUGCGGCACGCUUCGCCGACCAGGACGACGCUGCCCACGGCGGCGCACCGCCGGCCCUGACCAAGGCCGAACUGGACGCGCUGCUGACGCCGUUUGACCUGAAGCGCUUGGAGUCGUAUGCGAACAACAUGCUCGACUACCACCUGAUUCUCGACCUGGUGCCGACAGUCGCCCACCUGUACUUUACGGGCCGGCUGGGCGCGCCCAAGCUGCCGGGUGUGGCUGCGGCCGCUGCCAAUGGCGAGGGGCGCAACACCAAGGCCGGUGUCGAGCUCACGGGCGUCAUGCAGGGCAUCCUGCUGGGCAUCGGUCUGCAGCGCAAGGACAUGGACACGGUGUCGGCCGACCUGACGCUGCCCGUCUCGCAGCUGAUGGCCAUGUUCAUCAAGAUUCUUCGCAAGGUCACGAGCCAUUUUGCCACCAUUGUCGCCGCCGCCGUCGAGGCCGAGAUGCCGCGCGCAGCACGCGGUCCCCUGGGCGUGUCCCGCGCGGACGCAUCGGGUGUGCACGACGACGAGGUGGUGGACGACAAGUUCAAGCCAUUGUCUCUGUCGAUUGCGGAUGAGCUCAACGCCAAGGCCGGCAAGAAGAGCUUGGGUGUUGCAGAGGAGGAGGAGGAGGACGUGGCCAGCGACGAUGAGGACGAGGAAAAGGUGCGCCGGCGCAAGCAGCGCGAGCUGAUCAACGCCCUGCCCCUCGACCAGUACGAGGUCGAGGAGGGUGAUGUGCCGGGCUGGGAGGAGGCCGAGCGGCAGGUGGCCGCGGCCAUGCAGGACGGCGGCGGCACGAAGAAGGGCAGCAGCACGACGGUGAGCAUCAAGAGCAGCAAGGCGCCGUCGUCCAAGCGGAAACCGGGCGACACGACGGUGGCAGAGGUGUACGACGAGGCCUUUGGCGAGAAGAAGAAAAAGAAGCGGCGGCAUUAG